Sinocyclocheilus anshuiensis is the source of this 1637-nucleotide messenger RNA. RefSeq names its product E3 ubiquitin/ISG15 ligase TRIM25-like. NCBI's taxonomy places the organism in Eukaryota, Metazoa, Chordata, Actinopteri, Cypriniformes, Cyprinidae. The record is from RefSeq and is a predicted model, not a curated record. The transcript has 5 exons. Gene Ontology annotation, molecular function: protein binding. The coding region runs from base 48 to 1490 and encodes 480 amino acids.
UCGAGUUGCAGUGUGUAUCGUCUCUCUGUCUGUGUUCAUACAGUGAAAUGGCAGAAACUAAUAUAUCAGUGGAUCAGGACCAGUUAAUUUGUCCAGUGUGUCUGGAUCUGCUGAAGGAUCCAGUGAUGAUUCUCUGUGGACACAAUUACUGUAAGAAAUGCAUCACAGACAUCUGGGAUCAGGACGAUCAGAAGGGAAUCUACAGAUGUCCUUUAUGCAAACAGUCCUUUACACCAAGACCUGUUUUAGGUAAAAACAUGAUGGUUGCUGAAAUGGUGGAGAAGCUCAAGAAGAAGAGGCUCCAAGCUACUCCUCUUCCUGAUCCUCCUGCUGAUCCCCCUGCUUCUGUUCAUACUGGAUCUGGAGAUGUUCAGUGCGACUCCUGCACUGAAAUUAAACAGAAAGCAGUGAAAUCAUGUCUGGACUGUCGAAGCUCUUACUGUCAAAAUCACCUUGAACAGCAUGAGAGUCUCUUCAAAGGUAAAAAACACAAUCUGAUGGACGCCACUGGACGACUGCAAGAGAUGAUCCUGCCUAUAACCUUACGCUCUGCACAGACAGCAGUGGAGGACAGUGAGAGGAUCUUUACUGAACUCAUCCGCUCCAUUGAGAAACGUCGCUCUGACGUGACACAGCUGAUCAGAGAUCAGGAAAGAGCUGCAGUGAGUCGAGCCGAAAUAAAACUGGAGCGACUGGAGAAGGAAGUCAAUGAGCUGAGGAGGAAAGAUGCUGAGCUGAAGCAGCUUUCAGAGACACAGGAUCAUGUUCAUUUCCUCCAGAGUUUGUCGUCUGCCACUGUCUCUCUCUCUGGAUCUACAGACGGCUACAGUGUCAGUCCUCAUCUCUCUUUUGAUGAUGUAAUGAAAUCAGUUUUUCAACUCAGAGACAAACUGCAGCAGUUCUGCAGAGAGACAGAAAAGAUAACUGAAACAGUGAAAACCAUUCAGGACAUUAUUGCUCCUGAACAUGAGACCAGAGCGGAGUUUCUACAAUAUUUCCAUCCAUUCACAUUGGAUUCGAACACAAUAUAUUCAAGUCUCCGUCUGUCUGAGGACAACACAGUGAUCACUUCCACCAGCUGUAAUUACAGAUAUCCCAAUCAUCCCGACAGAUUUGACUAUUGGAUAGAGGCCUUGUGUACAGAGAGUGUCAGUGGACGCUGUUACUGGGAGGUUGAGUACGGCGGUAAUGAAGGUGUCCAUAUAGCAGUGGCAUAUAAGAGCAUCAAGAGGAAGGGAAAGAGUGGUGAUAGUCGAUUUGGAUAUAAUGAUCAGUCCUGGAGAUUGUACUGCUGUAACUCCAGUUGCUCAUUUAGACACAAUACCAUACGGACUGUGCUCCCUGUGGUGUCCAGCCGUAAAAUAGGAGUGUAUGUGGAUCACAGCGCAGGAACGCUGUCGUUUUUAAGUGUCUCUGACACAAUAAGUCUCAUCCACAGAGUCCAGACCACAUUCACUCAGCCCAUUCACUGGGAUUGGAUUGCAAAAUAAAACAACAGUAAAACUGUGUCGUCUAAAUAUGUAAAUAUAUAAUAUUGCCAUAUCACAUCUAAGCAUUGUGAAUUUCUAAUUAUUUAACAGCUAAUAUCUCAGUUGUGAUAAUAGUUUUAGCAAAUUAAUCAAAAGAUGUUUAUGUAU